GUGGGAGGUAUUGGCACUAAGGAGAACUCAUGGCUUCUUCACUCCCAAACCUCUGUUGCUGCUCUCCGUCUAUCACCAUCACAUCCACCACUACCCGCUUUACAUCGUCUUUCUCGCCGCUCAUCCCUCGUGGGUCCCAUGAAAUUGGACUGCGCUUUGCUCGUUCCGACUUGCGCACCUCUGCUAAGUUCGAGAAAUUCCAAGGUGAAGGUCCCGAAGGCAGUGUUGAUGACAACCCAUCACCUCUUUUAAAGACCCAACAACCAGUUCAAGGAGAAGAAGAAGAGGAGGAUGACAGUUGCUUACCUUCUGACUUGGAGGGUGCAGUAAGGCAAUCAAGUCAAGCAAGUGCCAUCUUUGUAUCUUCUGGAGGGAUGAGAGCAAUAGUUGAGCUCUUAAUCCCACAGUUGCAAUUUCUUGAUGAUGAAGGGGCCCAAGCUGAGCUCUGGGAAUUGUCAAGGAUUUUCUUGGAUACUCUUAUUGAAGAAACAGGAUGCCAGAAAGUAAAAGCCAUCUUCCCUGAUGCUGGAGCAGCUGCACUUCUUAAAUAUCGGUGGAAAGAUGCAGCUUUUGGAUUUUCCAGUUUAAGUGACCGAAAGCCCGUUGAGAAUGAAGAUGAACUUGUGGUCAUGUUGGUUCCCGACUACCAGAUGUUAGAAUAUGUGGAGAGAAUUGCAUCUACUCUCUCAGAUGAUCCACCAAGGCCUCUCAUCAUGUGGAAUCCACGCCUUGUUAGUGAAGAUGUAGGAGUCGGAUUCAAUGUGAGAAAACUGCGCCGCUACUUUUUAAGCACUUUUACAGUAGUAUACUCGAUGAGACCUUUACCAUCUGGUGCAGUAUUUAGAUGCUAUCCAGGAUUGUGGAAGGUGUUCUACGAUGAUAAGGAUAGACCAAAUCGAUAUUUACUUGCUAAAGAACAAAUUAGCCGUCCUGAUGCAGAAGAACUUGAGAUAAUAUUUGGGGAUGUAGAUGACAAGUCGGAGAAGGGCCCUUCUUUGCUGGCUAAAGCAUCAAGUAUUUUUACUUCACUAAAUCGUUUCAUGAAAGCAAUCUCAAAGUGAUAUCUUUUUUUUUUUGUAUCAUUUUUUUAGUGUAAAUCUCAACACAAAAAUGCAUAUCAUUUCCAGGUUCCAUAGACUAUUUUGUAUUCUUCAGUAAUGUUUAUUCCAUGUGUCAAACAAUGUAAAUUCCUUGUGUUGUGCCUAUACGUAACCUCUGUUGACUUA
Messenger RNA from Nelumbo nucifera (sacred lotus), 1226 nucleotides. RefSeq names its product DUF1995 domain protein, putative (DUF1995). Lineage: Eukaryota; Viridiplantae; Streptophyta; Magnoliopsida; Proteales; Nelumbonaceae. The record is from RefSeq and is a predicted model, not a curated record.